Messenger RNA from Cokeromyces recurvatus, 1261 nucleotides. RefSeq names its product scamp family-domain-containing protein. Lineage: Eukaryota; Fungi; Mucoromycota; Mucoromycetes; Mucorales; Mucoraceae. The coding region runs from base 156 to 1136 and encodes 326 amino acids. The record is from RefSeq and is a predicted model, not a curated record. Gene Ontology annotation, biological process: protein transport. Gene Ontology annotation, cellular component: trans-Golgi network membrane; recycling endosome membrane. The transcript is spliced from 3 exons.
UUUUUUUUUAAAUCCAAAGAUUUGUGCCCAAAAUAUAAAAAUUCAUUCCGCAAAAUAAAUAAUAAGCCCGCAAACUUAAAGGUAUUAAAAAUCAUUUUUUUUUCUUUUUAUAUAUUUUGCUUCCAUCUUUCUUCAGAGUAGAUUUGUCGAUCAAGAUGUCAAACAAGAUAGAAACCAGUCCUUUUGAUGAUCCUUCUAAUCCAUUUCAAGACCCCUCUAUCACAUCUGCUUUAAAUUCAUCCCGAACAGUAACUAAUAAUGAAGAUGUAGCAGAAGAGGAUGUACCUCUGAAUGAUUUUAAUGCUACUAGUUUUCAUCACAUUGCCGAUAAUCGUGAUCCAUUUAGCAAUACCAGUCAAACUACUUUACCUACUAGCAGCAUUUUAAGUCCUGAGCUAGCUGCACGAGAAGAAGCUCUUCGACAAAAAGAACGCGAAUUAGCAGACAGGGAGAGAGAUUUAGAAGCAAGACAAAGAGCCGCAAAUAAUACAAGGCCUGUUAAUAAUUUUCCACCUUGUUUCCCUAUCAUGUAUUUAGAUAUUGUGAGUGAGAUACCUAAACAGCAUCAACGGACAGUCAUGUGGCUUUAUAGAGAAUGGCUUUUAUUUUUGAUAACGUUGAUAAUGAAUUUCUUUGCUUGUCUUUGGGUCUUAUUUUCACAUCCUGCUUCUGUCACAAGUGCCCCUACAGAUAUGGGUAUUGCUCUAACUGAAUUAUUUACACAUUCUUUAGCAAGUUUCUUUUUAUGGUAUCGACCUAUUUAUAAUGCAUAUAUGAAAGAGAAUUCAUUAUAUUACUAUUUUUAUUUUAUAUUUAAUGGAUUUCAUAUCCUUUACACAUUUUAUAUGGCAGUUGGUAUACCUUCAACUGGUGGAGCAGGUUUAAUUUUGUUAGUAACAUUAUUUUCUGAUCAUUACAUUGGACCUGGUAUUUUAACAUUAAUAUCUUCUAUAUGCUGGUUGUCGAUGGGUAUUUUGGCAGUCAUUCUUUAUAAAAAGACCUAUAGUCAUUAUAAAGCUGCAGGACAUACAUUUAAUGAAGCCAAGAAUGAAGCCUAUUCUCAUAUGGGGCGUUCUAAUAUGGUUAGAGAUGCUGCUGUGAAUGCCGCUUGGAACACUGCUACAACAAGACGGUGAACAAAAAAAAAAAUACACAUAUACAAAUAUACAUUUAUGUAUUUAUGCAUAUAAAUCACAUGGCAUAAAUGAUAACUGAAUUUUCACAUGUAAAAUGAAAAAAGAAACGAAGGCAUUUUUUGGGG